Messenger RNA from Cydia splendana, 3346 nucleotides. It is a transcript of the gene und, whose product is annotated as methionine aminopeptidase 2. The record is from RefSeq and is a predicted model, not a curated record. The transcript has 8 exons. The coding region runs from base 80 to 1477 and encodes 465 amino acids. Gene Ontology annotation, cellular component: cytoplasm. NCBI's taxonomy places the organism in Eukaryota, Metazoa, Arthropoda, Insecta, Lepidoptera, Tortricidae. Gene Ontology annotation, molecular function: metalloaminopeptidase activity. Gene Ontology annotation, biological process: proteolysis.
UCGAAUGUGACGUAAAUGAGAUUGACUUUUGCGGGCAGUCGCAUGGAAUUUAUCAGUUAUUUCUGUUAAAGUAUUAAACAUGGCUUCAAUUCAGAAAGAGGAAGAUUUGAAAAAAGACGUAGAUGAAAAUGGCCAAGAGGACGAACUAGACGACGUAGAGGAAGAUACCAAGGAUCCCGCCAAGAAGAAGAAAAAGAAAAAAAAGAAGAAGAAGGCAGAUUCUGAAGUAACUGGUGAUAACAAUGAAGUCACUAAUGCAACUGAAAAAGUUAAAUCACUGUCUGUGGAAGAUGCCCCACCUGAGGGUGAAGAAAAGAAGAAGAAAAAGAAAAACAAGAGCAAGGGAGGCAAAGGAGCAGCAAAGGAACAGACCAAUCCACCCACUAUACCUAUAGCUGAGUUGUACCCGCAGGGCAACUUCCCCGAGGGUCAAAUAAUGGAGCAUGGACAUGCUGAAGGCAUUGAUGACAGGACUGCAAAGGAGCGGUUCUCCAGUGAGGAAAAAAGAGCCUUGGAUAGGAUGCACCAAGACAUAUACCAGGAGAUCAGACAUGCUGCUGAGGCCCACAGACAGACACGACAGUACAUGCGCGACUGGAUAAAGCCGGGCAUGACAAUGAUCCAAAUAUGUGAGGAGCUGGAAUCCACGGCCCGGCGUCUCAUUGGUGAAGACGGGCUCAAAGCGGGGCUGGCUUUCCCCACAGGCUGCAGUCGCAACCACUGCGCUGCGCAUUACACACCCAACACUGGCGAUACUACAGUGCUUGAAUACGACGAUGUAGUGAAGAUUGACUUCGGUACGCAUAUCAACGGACGCAUCAUUGACUGCGCGUUCACUCUGCACUUCAACCCACGCUAUGACCCGCUGGUGAAGGGAGUGCAGGAGGCGACAGAGGCCGGCAUUAAGGCAUCGGGGGUUGAUGUCAGGCUGUGUGAUGUGGGCGCUGCAGUACAAGAGGUUAUGGAGUCGCAUGAAGUGGAAUUGGAUGGCACUGUAUAUCAAGUGAAGCCUAUCCGUAAUCUGAACGGACAUUCAAUUGGACCAUAUAGGAUCCACGCCGGCAAGACCGUGCCGAUCGUGAAAGGCGGCGAGACGACCCGCAUGGAGGAAAACGAGUUCUACGCGAUCGAGACUUUCGGCUCCACGGGCCGCGGGCAGGUGCACGACGACAUGGACUGCUCGCACUAUAUGAAGAACUUCGACCAGCAAUUCGUUCCGCUAAGGUUACAAUCGUCAAAACAACUCCUGAACCUGAUCAACAAGAACUUCAGCACCCUCGCGUUCUGCAAGCGCUGGCUGGAGCGCGCGGGCGCGUCGCGCUACGCCAUGGCGCUGAAGGACCUGUGCGACAAGGGCGUGGUGGACGCCUACCCGCCGCUCUGCGACGUCAAGGGCAGCUACACCGCGCAGUUCGAGCACACCAUCCUGCUUCGCCCCACCUGCAAGGAGGUCAUCUCGCGCGGCGACGAUUACUAAGCUAACGUUUACUAUUGGGGUUGGCAACCGUCAAGGGUUUGCAUAGAUGGCGCCAUCAUAGCUUGCCCUUUCUCUAGUUGAGUUCUAUGAGAUUUGGCUUAAAGGGCUGGCAUCCAUGACAUAAAAUUCCAUUAAAAAAGCAAGAAUUUGACACAAUUGUAGGGAUUGACAGGGCAAACUAUGCUGGCGCCAUCUGAUCUGCUAAAUACUUCGACUGGCCGACCCCAUUGAUUAGUGUUUAGUGCGUGUUAUACGUCUGCUACUAAACGCGAGUAGAACAUUUAUGAACUCGCACUGGUCACUAAUCAAAUUGUAAACGGUCCCUAACGCGGGCGGCACCUACGAAACCGUUCUCGUGCCGCGCUAGUUGGCUGACGAAAUUUGAACCUUUCUAGAUACAAUUAUGAGACGACAAUAUUUACGAUUACUUGCGUAUUUGAACAAUGUUGCGGUUUAAUUGAAUUUAACGGUUCAACUGUAGUUAGCCAAACUGUCAAGGGGCGACACGUCAUUGAGUAAAGAGGGACGGCUAAAAUAGUUUUGCUGCUGUGUGUGUUAUUCUGACAAGAGAUAAAAUUACCAAAUGAUUUGAUAGCAACAAAGAAUGAUCAUAUUAGUAUACAAUAAACUAUUCGCUUAUUAUAUUUUAAACAAUUCUUUAUUGAAUGACGUUUUCAUGUUGGCUAGCGAUGAGUAAAAUGUAAGUUACGUGAACUUCUUUAGACCUAUAAUAUGCCGCCAAAUGAAUGUUUCUGUUGAUUAGAUCAUAUGCAGAUGCUCGUUUCGGCGCAAUGUUUGUACUAUACCGACCAUAGCAUAUAUCGCUGUGUGCUCCUAACGUCAUAGCUGUGCUAGUAACUUACGAGAACGCUAAUGCGGAAGCAUUGGUAAUCGUUACAAAACAGAUGUUAAAAAAUUGCUCUAUUAGCCGGGUCCACACAGAGCGAGCAUACGCGCGAGGCAAUUUCCGCGCGCACAAAACGGCCAGUGUAGACGUGCCUCGCGCGCGCCGCCUCGGCCGAGGCAAUUUCCAAUUCUGAAAUUUCUCUUCCUGUCAGAGUCGUCGAAAUUAUCUGUGCAAGACAGGCUGCUCAAGUAUGUAUACACGAACGCUUUGACAGUAGUCGUGUUAAAUACUUGUAAACACAUGCGGUCGGAUAUACAUACUUAUCAGAUGGAGACUGUACCAGUUCAAUAAGGGCUGAUUUAGACGAUACAAGAACUCGCAUGCGAGUUUCAUACCAUUGCGGGUUUUGAUCGGUCGGUUGAAUUGGACGUAACAACAGUCCCCAAUGUAACUAAACGCAUGCGAGUUCGCGCGCCGUCUAAAUCAGCCCUAAUUCUGACUGUGGCGUUGCUGAGCUAUGUCGACUUAUGCGUUAAUCUGUCCUAAUUUUUACAAAAAUAAUUUACACUGCUGAACAUUGGACUUAGAAGUAGAUACUUGAAAACCUUACUAUUUUCAUGAAAUAUCAUGUAACUGUAAAAGUGACAUGAGACAAAACGAACACAGACAAACAUUAGACUAUAUACCUUAAAGUUUAUCAUUUUAUAAUUCUCCUUUAAAAUAAUAAAUACAUUAGGACUUAAUGAAAUAACUCGUUUUACAUAUACUAUAGACUAACCCUAGUUUGUAUACAUUUGUGUUUUGAAAAACUGUGUUGAUGUUAUUUGUUUCUAAUAUAGCAAGGGUGCAGGCAAACCACGAUGAAAUCGUGGAUUUUAAAAAUGUUCUAUUGAUUGCAUUAGUUUUUAAUUGGUGCAAUUAAGAAGAACUUUUAACAAGCUUAUUUUAUUUUAACCAGUCUUGUUAAGAUGCAAUACGAAAGUAUUAGCAGAAACUUGUCAAUAAAUCAAGUUAUUUGAGAA